AUGCGUUUCUCGACUAUCACAGCAGCCGGCCUGCUCGCGUCCGGCGUCAGCGCCAACUUGCACGAGCUCGCCGUUGCUGCCGGCAAGAAGUACUUUGGCACGGCCACGGACAACUCUGAGCUCACCGAUACGGCCUACGUCGAGAUCCUGAAAGACGCAAAGAUGUUUGGCCAGAUUACCCCUGGUAACGGCCAGAAGUGGCAGUUUACCGAGAAGAGCCAAGGCGUCUUCAGCUACACCUCCGGCGACGAGAUCGCCGACUUCGCCAAGACCAACAGCAAGCUUCUCCGCUGCCACACCCUCGUCUGGCACUCCCAGCUUCCUACCUGGGUAUCUUCCGGCACCUGGACCAAGGAGCAGCUGACCUCCAUCAUCGACACUCACAUCUCCAACGUCGCCGGCCACUACAAGGGCCAGUGCUACGCUUGGGAUGUCGUCAACGAAGCCCUUAACGAGGACGGUACCUACCGCGAUAGUGUCUUCUACAAGGUUCUCGGAACCGACUUCAUCCCUAUUGCAUUCAAGGCCGCCGCCGCCGCCGAUGCGGACGCUAAGCUUUACUACAACGACUACAACAUUGAGCUGGCCGGUAACAAGCAGAAGGAGGUCCUCAACAUCAUCAAGAACAUCAAGGACUCUGGUGCUCGCAUCGACGGUCUUGGCCUCCAGGCCCAUCUCAUCGUUGGUAGCGCCGGUUCCCGCACUGCUCUGAGCGCCGUCCUCCAGUCCUACGUCGACGCCGGUGUCACCGAGGUCGCCUACACCGAGCUCGACAUCCGCCACAAGGCUAUUCCCGCCGACACCGCCGCUCAGGAGCAGCAAGCCACCGACUAUGUCAGCGUCGUCGGCGCCUGCUUGGAUAUCGCCGAGUGUGUUGGUGUCACCAUUUGGGACUACACAGACAAGUACUCCUGGAUUCCUUCCGUCUUCCCCGGUACCGGCGAGGCCCUCCCCUGGGACGAGAACCUUAAGCCCAAGCCCGCCUACACCAGCAUCUCUAGCCUCCUCGCCGCCGCCGGCAAAGGCGGUGCUGCCCCCGCCACCUCUGCUCCCGCAGUUGCCACCAGCGCCGCCGCCGCCGCCGCUUCCGGCGCCCCUGCUGCUGCCGCCACUGGUGGUGCCGGUCGCUGGGCUCAGUGCGGCGGCAACGGGUUCACCGGCUCUACUACUUGCCAGUCUGGUCUCACCUGCCAGAAGCAGAACGACUACUACAGCCAGUGUGUCUAA
Molecule: messenger RNA, 1227 nt
Organism: Colletotrichum godetiae
Lineage: Eukaryota; Fungi; Ascomycota; Sordariomycetes; Glomerellales; Glomerellaceae
Product: family 10 glycosyl hydrolase
Exons: 2
Coding region: 1-1227 (408 amino acids)
Biological process (GO): carbohydrate metabolic process
Cellular component (GO): extracellular region
Molecular function (GO): cellulose binding; hydrolase activity, hydrolyzing O-glycosyl compounds
Source: RefSeq, a predicted model, not a curated record